This is a messenger RNA of Scleropages formosus (Asian bonytongue), 2173 nucleotides long. RefSeq names its product pannexin 2 (gene panx2). The transcript is spliced from 5 exons. Gene Ontology annotation, biological process: positive regulation of interleukin-1 production; cell-cell signaling; monoatomic cation transport. Gene Ontology annotation, cellular component: plasma membrane. The record is from RefSeq and is a predicted model, not a curated record. Gene Ontology annotation, molecular function: wide pore channel activity. The coding region runs from base 93 to 2078 and encodes 661 amino acids. NCBI's taxonomy places the organism in Eukaryota, Metazoa, Chordata, Actinopteri, Osteoglossiformes, Osteoglossidae.
CAGUCAGUCCAACUGGGGCUGGUCACAGGGCCAACGGCACCGGCUUACUCAGCUCGCGGUCACAAGAAGUUGGCAGAUCCCCCAGGGCCCGGAUGCAGCACGUCCUUGAGCAGAACCUGGACAUGGCCACGGCUCUGCUUGCCGGAGAAAAGCUGAAGGAGCUGAUUAUGCCAGGGUCCACGCAGGAUGAGAAGGGCGCGAGGCUGGCAGGCCUAACGGUCCAGCUGAAGCUGGAGCUGCCUUUUGACCGCGUGGUCACCAUCGGCACCGUGAUCAUCCCCAUCCUGCUGGUGACGCUUGUCUUCACACGCAACUUUGCAGAGGAGUCCAUCUACUGCUACACCCCGCACAACUUCACGCGUGACCAAGCUCUGUAUGCACGGGGAUACUGCUGGACGGAGCUGCGGGACGCUGUACCCGGGGUGGAGCCGGCCUCACGGCCCUCACUCUUUGAGCACAAGUUCCUGCCCUACGCCCUGCUCGCCUUCGCCGGCAUCAUGUACAUCCCAGCCCUGGGGUGGGAGUUCCUGGCCUCCACCCGCCUCACAUCUGAGCUCAACUUUCUGCUGCAUGAGAUCGACAACUGCUACCAUCGGGCGGCCGAGGGCCGGGCACCCAAAAUCGAGAAGCAGAUCCAGUCUAAGGGGCCAGGCAUCACGGAGAGGGAGAGGCGGGAGAUCAUCGAGAAUGCGGAGAAGGAGAAGAGCCCUGAGCAGAACCUUUUUGAGAAGUACCUGGAGCGCCGAGGCCAGAGCAACUUCCUGGCCAAGCUGUAUCUGGCCAGACACCUGGCAAUCAUCUGCCUGAGCUCCAUCCCCAUCACCUACCUGAGCGUUUACUAUGCCCGUCAGCGGCAGAACGAGUUCACCUGCGCCCUUGGCGAGCCCCCUGACACGAGCAGCUCACCGGGGCUGCGACUCAGCGUCAACUGCAAGCUGCCAGCCGUGCAGCUGCAGCGUAUCAUGGCAGCCGUGGACAUCGGCCUGCUAUGCGUCAUGAACCUCAUCAUCCUGGUGAACCUGCUGCACCUGUUUGUGGUGCGCAAGUCCAACUUUGUCUUUGACAAGUUGCACAAGGUGGGCAUCAAGACGCGCCGGCGCUGGCAGAAGUCCCAAUUCUGCGACAUCAAUAUCCUGGCCAUGUUCUGCAAUGAGAACCGCGACCACAUCAAGUCCCUCAACCGGCUUGACUUCAUCACCAAUGAGAGCGACCUCAUGUACGACAACGUGGUGCGCCAGCUCCUGGCUGCCCUGGCCCAGUCGAACCAUGAUGCCACGCCCACUGUGCGAGACUCUGGCAUCCAGACUAUGGACCCAAGCCUGGACCCGUCUGUCCUGGGCGAGGGGGAAAUAGCCAGCGAGCCACUUGUCAUAAAACGACCCCGUAAGAAGAUAAAGUGGAUCCCCACUUCGAACCCUCUGCCGCAGUCAUUCAAGGAACCUCUAAUGUUGGCGCGGCUGGAGAACAGCACCAAGCCGGAGAAGCCCAAGCCUCUGCGCCGCAAGACGGUGGCCGAUACGUUCAUCGCACCCCUGCUGGACAGCAAAAGCACACAGCACCCCCCUACUCCCAAAGCCACUGAUCUAAGUGGUGUUGGCAUGGAGAAGAAGCACAAAGGCAAUUUCUCCUUGGACGUCCACCCCUACAUGCUAGCCCUGCGCAAGCCCAAGGCGGAGACCUCCAACACAGAAUCCCUGGCCAGCAACCCCAGUGCCCUUGACACUGUCUUUCUGGAGGGAACCCACACUGUUGUCCACGUGCCAUCCUCUGUUGCAGAAAAAAAGGAGACUAUCUCUGAGCCCAAACCUGCCCCGUUCUCAGGGGUCUCCCUCCCUGCUUCAUCCUUUUUAAAUGGUAGCACUGCUAGCCUGCCCACAACCUGCCCACCCGAGCCCCUCGGACCCCCCUCGGACCCUGAGAGUCAGGCUGGGCCCUUCAGCCGAAAUCCUACGCAUCCCCUGCUCACCAUCCACCACACGCUCUACGAGGAGGAGGAAGAGGAGCCAUCGGAGCAAGCGCACAGGGACCGGCUGGCAGAGAGGCCCACCGGGGAGCUUAUUGCUGCUGGGGAGUGCUGAGGGGUGGGCUUUGUGGUGCCACACCCUCCUCUUCACAUCACAUUGUCCCUCGGUGACUGGGCAGCAGCCCCGGCUCCCACACACCACCAAAAGGA